UAAUCAAAUAUAAUAUAAUAGUUAAUAUUUAAUCGAAAUUAGUAGUUUCGUUCUCCCUGCUUGACUAAUUGUGUGCUGGGUCGUACUUGGAACGUUUGUUUAACAACCCAGAUCACACGAGUUAACUGCCCUAGUCGACUCCACUUGUAUGCUCGCAGCCCGUCUCACACAAUAAACAACACUUUCCACAAAACAGUUUCACUCUCUCAUUAAUUUAUUACUAAAGUAGUCUUGAUUGGAAUUUGAUUAAUAAAUAAAACCAACGCGAUGGACAGCCCGUUGGACGUCAUUAUUGACAUUCCUUGUCAUCGACAAGAGAUUGUGAGUCGUGGUCCAAUUCCUGCCUUUUGUCGAGUUACGAAAAAAGUUAAAAUGGACAAUGACGGAAGUAGGUGUGAGGCAAGUCAUGUUACUGAUUCGGAAGUGGCUGUAGCAUUUUAUAAAAUUGCACGCCCAGAAAUUCCAGAUGAUGAUGAAGAGCCUUUUGUCCAUGACCUAGGACGUGUCUCACCAGAGCCAAUUGCCUCUGCACUUGAUUCUGCACUCUCCCCGGCAGAAGAAGAAAUUGUUGUAGAAAUAGUCAAAGAAGCUGGUGAAACAGGAAUCGACGUGGGAGAUUCUGGACGUUUUUUGGUGUGGAGACAUGCAGCUCCAAGAGGUUUUGGACAAACUGUGGCUCGUGUGUCUGGACAAUUAAGUUUAAAAAAACCAAAUACUGCGGGUUCUGGGGAGAUAGGCUGGACCUAUCCUCCAAUUUGUACUUAUCCAGGUUGCCGUUCAAGUGAAGGUGCAAGAGUUGAUGAGCAAAACCCCACAUGCUUAAAGCAUAAGGGUCCCAACACUGGAUUUUGUGUCCUUGAGUAUGGCACGUUCGACAGAAAUGGAGUAGUUUCUUCAAUGGAUCAUCGUAUUCUCUCAUUCACAUAUACGGAUGGACAAAAAGAUGAACAUCUGACCUUAGCUAUUCAGAAAAUCAGAAAACCAACUGGACAAGAACAACGAAGACUAGUUUUUGAGGAUCGAGAGGAAGCUGAACAAACAUUCUCCGUUUGGCAAACAGCGUUCUUGUUUCAAAAGCUUCGAAACCCUCUUCUGCAGUAUCACUACACCACAAUCUCAUUAGCUAUUGGACUGGAACGAGAAGUGAAAGAAGAAUUGAGACGAGUCGGACUUGAGUUACGUCUCACUAUGUUGCUCACCAGCAAAAGUGAAAGUAAGAAGAUUGAGUUUCCAUUUGGCCGAAGAGCAAAGCCACAAGAUAAAUUCUCAGAUUUGAUCACUGCGAAUGAUGGUGCGCUUUAUGUUGCUGCUGACCCACAAUUCAUUUAUGGAGGUCAGACUGUCAGAGGUUCUUAUUUACAUCCGGAGAUGAAUGGAGUUGACACCAUAUCCAAGUACAAAGCAGAGUUCAACCAUAACGUGAAAAUAAUUCCAAUCGCUUCAGUCCCAAAAGGUGUCAGAUCUGCUAAUUUGAAGAAAAUGGAAUCACACCUCCAUGUCGGCUUGUACAUGGCUUAUCUGUUCCGACUUCGAAAUCACCUGGACCAAGAGCUCAAUCUUACUCAUCCAUAUUCUUUAAACAAGGAGACAACUUCUUGUCAUUUUGAUGGAAAUUCAAGGGAGUUGAUUCAGAGAUUUGUUCUUAAAGAAUUUGGAGCCUUUGUUGAAAUUUUACCAUGUCGUGCUUAUCAAUUCAUUAUUUAACUAUACAAUUUUUACUUUCAC
Folsomia candida is the source of this 1725-nucleotide messenger RNA. RefSeq lists its product as uncharacterized. The record is from RefSeq and is a predicted model, not a curated record. Lineage: Eukaryota; Metazoa; Arthropoda; Collembola; Entomobryomorpha; Isotomidae. The coding region runs from base 268 to 1704 and encodes 478 amino acids. The transcript is spliced from 3 exons.